Messenger RNA from Coregonus sp. 'balchen', 307 nucleotides. The record is from the annotation of a GenBank genome assembly. NCBI's taxonomy places the organism in Eukaryota, Metazoa, Chordata, Actinopteri, Salmoniformes, Salmonidae.
AUGAAAGAGGAUGCUCUGUGUCUGUACGCGGUGUGUGAGCUUGGAGACAUGGACAUUGGGAAAGAUGCCACAAUUGAAAUGGAGGUCGAAAUGAAUUCGGGAGUUUUAAACAUCUCACCGGUGAGGACUGUGCAGUGUAUACUAAUUGUAUAGGUUUUUACGUAAAUUAAUAAGUAUUUAGGUGACAUUUACCCCCAUCUCUCUCUCUAAGGGAAGACAUGGUGUCAUGCUGUUAGAGACCACUGCUGUCAUAUCGCCCAAGAAGGACCCAUUUAUUUGGUUCUUACAAGAAGACCCCAUUACAGUG